Messenger RNA from Protomyces lactucae-debilis, 1620 nucleotides. Its product is annotated as autophagy-related protein 17. The coding region runs from base 113 to 1486 and encodes 457 amino acids. NCBI's taxonomy places the organism in Eukaryota, Fungi, Ascomycota, Taphrinomycetes, Taphrinales, Protomycetaceae. Gene Ontology annotation, cellular component: Atg1/ULK1 kinase complex; phagophore assembly site. The transcript has a single exon. The record is from RefSeq and is a predicted model, not a curated record. Gene Ontology annotation, biological process: autophagosome assembly; activation of protein kinase activity; piecemeal microautophagy of the nucleus. Gene Ontology annotation, molecular function: molecular adaptor activity; protein kinase activator activity.
GACACUGGCACUGACUGGCUAUUAGACUGCUGACUGACUGCUGCUGACUGCUGACUGCUGCUGACUGCUGACUGCUGCUGACUGCUGCUGACUGCUGACCCUCCCGCUGUGCAUGCUCUCGCACUUCCAUGCUGCCAAAAAGGCCCUCUCUCGCGGCACACUCAGCUGCCAUAAAGCAGACCAACUCACAAAAGACACGGAGGCAAACCUACAAAAUGCCAUACACCUCCAACAGCACAUCACACACCUCCGUGAAGCACUUCAUGCACAAAUCCAUACACUCAGCUUACUAGCCCAUACGUUUCGUGGCGAAGCACGGGCCGGUCAGACCCUAUUUGAUGGAACGCUCAGGGAGCUAGAUGGCUUGGAUGGACAACUCAAUACGGCGCUUGCCAUGCUGAAACGAGCACGACUACCGCGUGUUUUAGUACAGCCUAGCGCUCAACAGCUCGAGAGUGUGAGUAGUGGCAGCUCACUAGAAACAGGCAACAGUGCCAUCACGCGCUCCAAGACCUUGUUUGAUUUCGCUGAUGAUCAAGGAAUUGAGCAGCUCAAGGGCGGUCUGCGUCAAGCAGUGGAUGACUUGCAAGAAAGUCAAGAACAGCUCGCAUCACUCUACGCAACAUUCGAUGGACACGUCCGUGCAUUGGACAAAACACUCGCUCUGCUACCAACAGACCCAAUCCUCCUGUUGCCUCAAAUUUCACAAUCGCACAGACAGGGCGAUGCCUUAUCGCUCUCAGCUACGGCCGAGACGUGUCGUGCACAACAGGCAGAACACCUCGUUUCACUAGCAGAACUGUUAUUGUCGCUCUCGCAGCACUACGAUCACACUCAGACACUCUCAACCUCAAGCGCAGCCCUCCCUCAAGAUGCACGAGCAGAACUACGUGAGGUAGUGGAGGAAGAUGCAGUACAACUUGAGGAUGUCCUUGCAGAGAUGGAUGAGCGCGUGGUGGACCUCGAGGAAGACUUGACCUUUGUCACGAACCAUGUCGCCGCACUCCAGCAAGUGACGCAGCAGCUGGAAGAGGCAUUCAGUGUUUUUGAAGCACUUGAUAUCGAUACGCCUGUGCAUACACUAGACGACAUCAGAGCAACACGGACGACACGCGAAAUGACACUCGAUAUGCGACGCGAGCAGCUCCUUGGCCUUGCUGAGCAAUUCACGCAAUUCAGCAGAUCCUAUGACGCACUACUCCUUGAGAUUGAUAGGCGUGCACAGCAUGAUGCAGCAGUGGAUGCAUUGAUGGAGCAAACACAGCGGCAGCUUGAGCAGCUGCAACAACAAGAGAUGGCAGAGCGUGCUGCGUUCCUCUCCAUGCAUGGCGCAUCGCUGCCUGAGGAUAUCUGGCAUGGAAUCAGGGAUUCGCCUGCUGGGUGGGUGAUGCAGCGUGAACAGGAUGCACAGACCACGCCAGUUUUGUCACAGAGUGUGCUGCAGGCUGCCAGAUCGCGACAUGCCCAGUGGAGCCAGUCUCGGUGAUGUUGCGGUUGUGUCUCCUGCCUGUUCCCUGGCGAUGACCUCCUGAAACACGACAAAGUCGCAGUCAACAGUCGCCCGCAAGCAAGCAACAAGCUACAGCGAGUGUGUGUUUGUCCACUGCGCUCUCUCCCUUU